Molecule: messenger RNA, 3169 nt
Organism: Armigeres subalbatus
Lineage: Eukaryota; Metazoa; Arthropoda; Insecta; Diptera; Culicidae
Product: probable aconitate hydratase, mitochondrial
Exons: 6
Coding region: 194-2560 (788 amino acids)
Biological process (GO): tricarboxylic acid cycle
Cellular component (GO): mitochondrion; cytosol
Molecular function (GO): 4 iron, 4 sulfur cluster binding; aconitate hydratase activity
Source: RefSeq, a predicted model, not a curated record
GUUCUCAUUCCUCGACCGGAUCGCGGAGUGUUAGGUAAUUUUUUAUUCGUCGCUGCUGGCGCGGGUGCUUCAGGAAGUGCUAAUCGAAGAGAAGAAAAAUCUUCCAGCUGAGAAGGCUGAAGAUCAGUGUUGGUGAACGUGAAAAUCAAUCCCAGUUUGAAAUUAGGAACGGAUCAGUGCGCAUCCCGUCAAGAUGGUCCACUACGCUCGUUUGCUGAACGUCCAGGCCAAGCGUGCCGGUUUGUACGCGGUUGAAUCGCAGCAGCGUUACUUCCAUGCAUCGUGCGCUGCCUCUGCCAAGGUUGCGCUGUCUCGUUUCGAUCAGGAUGUGUACCUGCCCUACGAGAAGCUCCAGAAGAACCUUGAGGUCGUCAAGAAGCGUCUGAACCGCCCGCUAACCCUUAGUGAAAAGAUUCUGUAUGGACAUCUGGAUGAUCCCGCUAACCAGGAUAUCCAACGUGGCACGUCUUACCUGCGACUGCGCCCGGAUCGUGUGGCCAUGCAGGAUGCCACCGCUCAGAUGGCCAUGUUGCAGUUCAUCUCAUCCGGAUUGCCCAAGGUUGCCGUCCCAUCCACCAUUCACUGCGAUCACUUGAUUGAAGCCCAGGUUGGUGGCGAGAAGGAUUUGGCGCGCGCCAAGGACCUGAAUGCUGAAGUGUACAAGUUCUUGUCCACUGCCGGAGCCAAGUAUGGUGUUGGUUUCUGGAAGCCAGGAUCGGGUAUCAUCCAUCAGAUCAUCCUCGAGAACUACGGCUUCCCCGGCCUGUUGAUGAUUGGCACUGAUUCGCACACUCCGAACGGAGGUGGCCUCGGCGGUUUGUGCAUUGGUGUUGGUGGUGCUGAUGCCGUCGAUGUCAUGGCCAACAUCCCCUGGGAACUGAAGUGCCCUAAUGUAAUCGGUGUCCACUUGACUGGAAAGAUCAGCGGCUGGACGUCUCCUAAGGACGUUAUUUUGAAGGUGGCAGAUAUUCUUACCGUCAAGGGUGGCACUGGAGCUAUUGUUGAGUACUAUGGCAAGGGCGUUGACUCGAUUUCUUGCACUGGAAUGGCCACCAUUUGCAACAUGGGUGCUGAAAUUGGUGCCACCACCUCGACCUUCCCCUUCAACCAGCGCAUGGCUGACUACCUUGCCUCAACUGGACGCUCUGCUAUUGCCGGAGAAGCUAAGAAAUUCCAACAAACUGUGCUGACUGCUGAUGCUGGCGCAAAAUACGACCAGGUGAUUGAAAUCAAUCUGGACACUCUGGAACCGCAUGUCAACGGACCAUUCACUCCGGAUCUUGCCCACCCCAUCAGCAAGCUUGGAAGCAAUUCUAAGAAGAAUGGUUACCCAUUGGACAUCCGCGUAGGCUUGAUUGGUUCGUGCACCAACUCCUCGUACGAAGACAUGGGCCGAUGCGCUUCGAUCGCCAAGAACGCCAUGAAACACGGUAUCAAAUCGAAGAUUCCUUUCAAUGUUACCCCCGGAUCGGAACAAAUUCGUGCCACCAUCGAGCGUGACGGAAUCGCCAAGACUUUCAAGGAGUUCGGUGGUACCGUUUUGGCCAACGCUUGCGGCCCCUGCAUCGGUCAGUGGGACCGUAAGGAUGUGAAGAAGGGUGAGAAGAACACCAUUGUAACUUCGUACAAUCGUAAUUUCACUGGACGUAACGACGCUAACCCCGCGACGCACUGCUUCGUUACAAGCCCUGAAUUGGUAACUGCUUUGUCGAUUGCUGGCCGAUUGGAUUUCAACCCGCUAACGGAUGAACUGACCGGUUCCGAUGGCAAGAAGUUCAAGCUGGAUGCUCCGUUUGGUGAUGAGCUGCCCCAGAAAGGAUUCGAUCCCGGCAUGGAUACCUACGAAGCCCCACCAUCGGAUGGAAGCAAAGUCAAAGUUGAUGUCGAUCCCAAGAGCCAGCGCUUGCAGCUCCUUGAACCCUUCGAUGUGUGGGAUGGCAAGGAUCUGUCUGAUAUGACCGUGCUGAUCAAGGUUAAGGGAAAGUGUACCACCGAUCACAUUUCCGCCGCUGGACCUUGGCUGAAGUACCGUGGCCAUUUGGACAACAUUUCCAACAACAUGUUCAUUGGUGCCACAAACAUCGAAAACAACGAGAUGAACAAAAUCAAAAACCAGGUGACCGGUGAAUGGGCCGGAGUCCCGGACGUUGCCCGCUUCUACAAAGCCAAGGGAAUCCGCUGGGUUGCCGUCGGUGACGAGAACUACGGUGAGGGUUCGUCUCGCGAGCACGCUGCUCUGGAACCUCGUCACCUGGGAGGUCGGGCUAUUAUUACCAAGUCUUUCGCACGUAUCCACGAAACCAACCUGAAGAAGCAGGGUCUGCUGCCUUUGACCUUCGCCAAUCCCGCUGAUUACGAUAAGGUUCAGCCCCACUCCAAGAUCUCGCUGCUCGGCCUGGAUAAGAUGGCUCCCGGCAAGCAGGUUGAUUGCGAAAUCAAAACCGACGGCAAAGUGGACAAGGUCAAGCUGAAUCACUCGUUCAAUGAGCAGCAAAUCUCCUGGUUCAAGGCUGGCAGUGCGCUGAACCGUAUGAAACAGUUGGCAAAGGGCAGGAAUUAAACCCCGUCUGCACUUUGCGCCGCAUGUCAACUACACAUCAACGACGAUGGCUGCAACGUAAUCCAAGGGAACUUGCAGCUGUAGUACCGAACGAAUUAACCUGCACUGCGGUGUGAUGUUAGCUUUGACUAAUAAUCUGAAAAGCUUAUGACACUCUUGGAACAAAACUAGCUUAAAGUCAGGUAUCAAUCGUACAGGAGAGUGUCCAAGUCGAAGCUUGAAUUACGACCAUAGAAUAGAAACACAAAGCAUCUACUUAAGGAAUGACUCUCCCAACUUAAUGCUAAAAAAGUCAAACCUCGUUAGGGCGUUAGUUAGAGUGAGGAUAUUUCUUUUUUUAUUUGUACAUAGAUUAUUCAACUAUAAACCAGUCCGUACCCCAUUUCUUAUCUUACUUUGCAGAGAUGUUUGGUCCAAAGCCAGAAGAAAGUUUAGAUGUCAUAAUAUAAUGUAAAACAAAUUAUUCAUCAUAUGAAGAAGGUAUGUUCACCAAAAGUAUAAACCAAAUUUUUGUCAUGUCUCCAACUUGCGUUUUAGGUGCUCCAAUUUAGGAAUUUGUUAGUCCUUUAUUAGUAUGAGACAAUAAAACCGAUAUUACUACAAACAUAA